CGGUGGGUCUCGUCAAAAAAGCGACGGAGCUCGUACCGGUGACACGUAGCGAACUGUCACGCACGGACGUGCGGAGUUACCGAGAUACCGGACGGUCCGAGCGGAUGAGGAAGGGGUGCUGCGGGAGGAUCAUCGAGAGCGGGUGUCGCCGUGGUCGUCGUCUUCGUCGUCGCUGCCGCUGUCAUCGUCGCCGUGUCCGGAAUGCGGUGCGGCCGUGACGUCUCGUGCCGCGCGCCCGCCGAGGAAGAUCGUCACGUUACACCCACACACGCCGGCCACGGGUGCUCGUCAUGAGACUCGGAUGACGUACGGCGCGGUCCGUAUCGAAGAACCGGUGAGGGCUAAAAACUGCCGAGACUGCCGCGGUAGCUCUUUGCGUUUGCUCGCCGACGCCUCCGCGCUCGGGGGAGGCGAAUCGAGGACUCAUUUGUUUCAUCGAGACGAGAAUGUCGACUGAAACGAGAUUAAUUCGUACGGGGGUGUGAGGUGACUCGUAACUUCAGUCUCGAACUCUUUAGUCUAGAUUUGCUUCAUUUUGGGGCAGUCAAUUUAGCUUGCAACGGAACGACGGGAGGGACACACUUGGGAGAGUAGAAGUGCGCGAGUUCAGUGCGGAAGUAUUAAAUUCAUUGGAACCGAAGACACUGAACUCUGGAUACGAACGACUGGUGAAUCAGAGAGUGGACGAGAAAGGUAUAGAACGUCGAGGAACUCGGGAAUCUCUUCGUUCGAAAUUUUUUCUUCUCGAGACCAAUCGAGACUUUUCCAGUGUAAGAAACUUUCUUCUCGAGAACAUUUUACUGAAUUUUAUCUUUUGGAUAAACCAAGAAAUUCUCACGGGAACGUGUGUGUGUGGUGGACGUGAGUGUUUAGUGUCGCUCGACGAAGAGGAGGACUUCCGACGAGGACCUCAAGCAAGUUCCAUCCUCGUCGUCUCUUCGUGGCUCGAAGACUUCUCACGUUCGAGGCUUCAACGCAAGAACACCAUGUUGGAGUUUUACCCUCCGGCGCCUGGUUCUUUCAAUCAAGGUUCUUUCAAAAGUGAACCGGGCCAGCCUCUGCCGGCGGUUCCACCUAUCCCUUUCCGGCCCACUGCGGAUAACAAUAAUGCAGAGCCGUCCGUUUCCGUGAAGACAGAGUCCGGCCUCCUGGAGACGAUCUGCGCCGGCUGCGGCCGUACCAUCGCCGACAAGUACGUGAUGAGAGUCGCCGAGAGGAAUUACCACGAGGAGUGCCUCUCCUGCACGGCCUGCGGCGCGAUGCUGUCGCACUCGUGCUUCAUACGCGACCUCAAGCUCUACUGCCGCUCUGACUACGAGAGGAUCUUCGGGGUGAAGUGCGCGCGUUGCAUGGAGAAGAUCAGCUGCUCGGACCUGGUGAUGCGGGUGGCUAGCUUGGUCUUCCACGUGGAGUGUUUCAUGUGUUGCAUGUGCGGCCAGCCGUUGCCGAGGGGCGCCCACUUCAUCCUCAGGCAGGGCCAGCCGAUCUGCAGAAGGGACUUCGAGCAUGAGUUGUUUCUAAAUAGUCCGCAAGAUGAUGACUUAUUGGACGAGAAUCGACCACGGGACGGUCGUCGGGGCCCGAAACGGCCGCGGACGAUCCUCACGUCGGCACAGCGGCGUCAGUUCAAGGCGUCGUUCGAAGUGUCGCCGAAGCCCUGCAGGAAAGUGCGAGAGGCCCUCGCCAAGGACACCGGGCUCAGCGUGCGCGUGGUCCAGGUGUGGUUCCAGAAUCAGAGGGCGAAGAUGAAGAAGCUUCAGAGGAAAGCCAAGACCGAGCCGGGAUCCGACAAGGAGCCGAAAGAAGAGCGGAGGACUGAGAGUCCGCACAGCGAUCACAGUCAUUACUUGAACGCCCUGAACAUGCGCGACGGGGAAUCUUCUAGCUUCCCCUCAGCCACCCAACCGCUCAACCCCAAUAACCCGUACUCGCCCGACGACGCGUAUCCGGGACACUCGGGGGAGAGUUUCUGCAGCAGCGACUUGUCCCUCGACGGCACGGAGGGUGGCUUCGACAUCGGCGAGAACGACGGCGGCGGCGCGGAUGGCAGUCAUCAAGGUGCCUCGCACUCCCACCACAGCUCGUCGUCGCAUGACACCCCGUCUCUGUCGCAGAGUCUGCACGCGGCCAUACACAAUCCCAUCGACAAACUGUUUAUGAUGCAGAGUAGUUACUUCAGUGGUGAUCACGCGUAAUCCACGUUUCCACCCCCUCUUUCUCUCUGCCACACGUCACCACACUUGUUUCGAUCUCUUCCUUUUCCUCGCCCUUCAUCCUUCUCCUCGUCGUCGCUCUUCCUAGCCGCGUCCCCCUCUCACCUGUCCUGUCCGAACCCCCGUGAGGCUUUCACCUGUCCCUUCGACGUUCGGCUGGUCUGUUGUCUCGUGUACUCCGCGAGCAAGUCGGAAUCCCAUACUUUACCGAGUUUUCCUCGCUCCGUGGAUAAUAAUGAUGAUCCUCGGCGGUUGAGUGCUGUUGUUUCUUUCGCUGGUCCACGACUCUUUGUAUGGGAACGAAAGAGAAACCGACGCGACGCGACGAUUAAUCGAAGCGAAUGAUCGUGAUAGAUAUCAUUUUUUAAAUAUAAUGGCAUCUUUCCCUAUAUAUAUAUACGAUAUAUAUAUAUAUGUAUUAUAUUAUAUUGUAUUAUUUACUGUCAAUUGUGAGCGAAAUCGUUUGGGAUUUUCAUUUGACGAGCUAACUGGGAAAACCUGUUCGACAUAUUAGUUAUUACAUGUAACAAUUGAUAUGUAGUGGCAAAUAGGGCUAAUAAUAACUAUGUCAAUAAAAAGAGAAACCAUAUACGCUAAUGAGAACAAUCGAGCUGGCACUAUGAGCGCAAAAGAGAAAUUCAUUUGCACAUGAUUACGUUAUAAUUCAUCCGAAGAUCAGAUUUCAUUAGGUUUAUUUAAUUUAUAUUGUUAUAUAUCUCCCCUAAUCGCGCUGUUUAAUUUAUUGGAUCGUCUAAUUUUUUUGCGAUGAUUCGUAAAGAUAUAUUAAGCGCGCGCGACGAAAGAUAGAUGUAUGUUCCGUAUAUUAUCGCGAGAACAUACUUAAGAAGAUACACGUUCGACAUACCACGCAGCAAUUAUAAUUAAACAGUGUAUCCUUCUGUUUUCAUCUAUAAAACCAUAUAUUUAAA
This is a messenger RNA of Odontomachus brunneus, 3142 nucleotides long. RefSeq names its product LIM/homeobox protein LMX-1.2-like (gene Lmx1a). NCBI's taxonomy places the organism in Eukaryota, Metazoa, Arthropoda, Insecta, Hymenoptera, Formicidae. Bases 987 to 2195 code for a protein of 402 amino acids. Gene Ontology annotation, biological process: regulation of transcription by RNA polymerase II; neuron differentiation. The record is from RefSeq and is a predicted model, not a curated record. Gene Ontology annotation, cellular component: nucleus. The transcript has 5 exons. Gene Ontology annotation, molecular function: RNA polymerase II transcription regulatory region sequence-specific DNA binding; DNA-binding transcription factor activity, RNA polymerase II-specific.